This is a messenger RNA of Megalopta genalis, 2112 nucleotides long. RefSeq names its product Transmembrane protein stas (gene stas). Gene Ontology annotation, cellular component: endoplasmic reticulum membrane. NCBI's taxonomy places the organism in Eukaryota, Metazoa, Arthropoda, Insecta, Hymenoptera, Halictidae. The record is from RefSeq and is a predicted model, not a curated record. Gene Ontology annotation, biological process: autophagosome assembly.
CGCUGUAUCAUGUUCCUAUUGUUUAUACUAAAUUUAUCAUACAAAUAAAUAUCACGUAGUGUACUUCGGUACUUCAAAUGUAAUAGCAAUUGAAACAUAGUGACUCGACAUAAGAUAAGAGUGAAAAUGUAUUUUAUCUAGUGUGAAAUUACUAGUUUUGUAACAUUUAAUUAAAAAAAAAACUCCAUAGUAUCUUUUAGUUUGGCGCCAUCUUGAAUUUUCGAGUAAUUUACAUUGAGAGAGAAUACUGACGGUUUAGGAAUGAACGGAAAAACCAAAACGAGGCAAAAUGCCGAUUCCCUGAAACAGGAAUCAACUAGGCAAGCUCUCCUAACAGUUAUAGUGAUCUUUGUCACUUCGUUAUCAGCUUUGUUCUAUGUGUACACUAGUUUCCCCGAGCUCGCAGAAAAUGAGCGUCAACAUAUGAAACUUCCACUGCAUAUCGAAGAUGCCAAGAAUUUGGGCAAACUGCUAGGAAGAUACAAGGAUCUCUAUUAUUUCCAAGUGCUAGCUGGAGUAUUUACGACCUACAUUUUCUUACAAACUUUCGCGAUUCCGGGCUCAAUUUUUCUAUCGAUCCUCUCAGGAUUUCUCUUUCCAUUCCCGCUAGCAUUAUUUCUAGUAUGCAGCUGUAGCGCGAUAGGAGCCUCGCUGUGCUACCUUCUAUCGUCACUGUUAGGACGCAAGCUGCUCUUCAAGUACUUUCCCGUGAAAGCAAGGGAGUGGACACAGGCAGUAAAGAAACACAGGCAUAAUUUGUUCAAUUAUAUGCUUUUCCUGCGGAUGACUCCGUUGCUGCCGAACUGGUUCAUCAACCUUGCCAGUCCAAUUAUCGGAGUACCUCUGGCGCCUUUCAUUUUAGGCACAUUUUUCGGAGUGGCGCCGCCAUCCUUCGUAGCAAUACAGGCUGGUCAGACAUUGCAGAACCUGACUUCUUCGACCGACGCAUGGUCGUGGAACAGUAUUCUGAUUUUGUGUGUGUUCGCUGUGCUGUCGCUAGUACCUGUACUAUUUAAGCAGAAACUACAAGAGAAGUUCGACUGAACUUUAGGAAUGAAUUCGUAUACACUGAGUGCAUGGUGCACUGUAAAAAAAAUUUCGAAGCUUAAUUUAGACUUAAUUCUAUUAUCGAAUCGAUUUUAUGUGAUUCAAUGCUCUAUCGACGAAACUGUGAGACAUUCCUCAGUUUGAAAUGAAAGUUCAGGAUUAUAUAUACAUAUAUGUAUAGACAAUCUAGGGGUCCAGUGGAAAUCCUUUUUAAACGCAGGGUCUCCUACACAUGAGCCGAGCACCUGAGAUACUUCACUUAUUAUCGAUAAGCAACUUCGAUCCAAUUUGCUAAAAAUAUUUGCCUCUUUACAUCUAACAUAACAUAGCUUUCCUCUUAUCCAUAAUAAGCGAAAUAUUUAAUAAGUUCCUUUCACACUGAACCCUUCGAUUAUUACGGAUCAGAAAUGAAAAAUAGUUUUAUAUAUUACAAUUUUGCAAAGAAUUUAACGCUGUUAUGUUUCUUUUAUUCUUCUUUUUUUUUCUAUAUUAAUCUUCAUACAAAGAUUACUGAGAGACGUUGAAUCUAUGAAAACUGCACAAACUCAGUUCAAAUGGCCAUUAUACAGGCUGACCCGUUUGAAUUGAUUCGCUCAAGUCUUUUUUGUCCGCAUUUUCGAGCGGAUCGGUUUAAACAGAUCGCCCUGUACAAACUUUACUAUACAUUUAACCUUUAUUUAUAAACUGUUGCACAGAAAUAUUUAUUUAUUACGAAGCUUAUCUUAUUUGAUAAGAGAAAUACGGAGAAGGUGAAACGCAUUAUACAUUUAUUGAAAAAUUCUUAGCGAUGUAAUUAUACAAAAACCGAUUUUUUCCGACUCUGUAAAAUAACUAGCAAAAGGAGAUUAUGUAAUUGAUAGAAAUACUAGUUGAAUUCGAUACAGGUAGGCUAACUGGGCGCCAAUACCACCAAUUGUACCAUACUGAAAUCGGAGAAAGUGUAAUUUCUAUCGAAUGUAAAUAAAUGUUAAAAAUGUACAACAUUCAGAAUAACGAUAUAAAUUACUUUAAUUCGAUAUACUUACGAAUUUUGCCAGCAGUUAAUAAAACCGUGAAGGAUACGCA